Molecule: messenger RNA, 663 nt
Organism: Talaromyces rugulosus
Lineage: Eukaryota; Fungi; Ascomycota; Eurotiomycetes; Eurotiales; Trichocomaceae
Exons: 1
Coding region: 1-663 (220 amino acids)
Source: RefSeq, a predicted model, not a curated record
AUGAACGCAAGAACUUUCCUCUUGCCUCUCCGACUCACAUUCGACCCUCCAGCACUUAUCGGUCGUUGGGACAGGUCGCGUAUAUCGAACCCCAUUUCAUCACUCCCGGAGCGAUUUGUUAGCUAUUUCCACCGGAAGGAUACAGUCCUGUACACUCUCGCGGUACGCCCCUAUGAGCUAGAAGACGUCUAUGAUGUAAUUUGGAAAGUCUGGUAUCCCAGGCGGGACCUUCAUCCAAAAGUAGACACUGUCUGGGAUGGGUUCUUCUGCCAGCCGAUGAUGCCUGACACAAAGUGGUUUAGGAAAGUUGACUUGGCGCAAAUUGUUGAUUUUCAGGAACAGUUGGUCAAAGCUGUGGAUGCGCAUGAGAAGAGCGAGGCGGACGUGGGGAAGAAGCUGGAUGAUUUGUUGAGACAUGCUUUCAUUGUUCUUGAUAAGGAGGAAUGGGAAACGGAUGGAGUGCUGAUUGUUUGUUGUGAGGAGAGUCUAUUAGAGCUUGGAUUGGAAAAUGAAGGCGGCCAGGCUGUAGAAGGAACGGAUGGCUGGUUUGCUUUUAGCAAGGGUCUGGAGGAUGUUGUCAAGAUGGUGAUUUGUGAUCCUGAAAGAAAGAAGGCUCUUGCACCGGUUCUGGAGAAGUAUCGAGCGCCAAAAUUUCGUAUAUGA